Messenger RNA from Sapajus apella (tufted capuchin), 1257 nucleotides. It is a transcript of the gene ARMH2, whose product is annotated as armadillo like helical domain containing 2. The record is from RefSeq and is a predicted model, not a curated record. The coding region runs from base 484 to 1176 and encodes 230 amino acids. The transcript has 2 exons. Lineage: Eukaryota; Metazoa; Chordata; Mammalia; Primates; Cebidae.
UUAAUUUGCAGUAAUUGGUAACAAAAGUUCUCUUUUAAUUGCUUCUAGUUUCUCAGCAAAACAGGAUAAACCUAUGAUGCAGAGAGCUCUCUUUGGGUAGCAAACAAGCAAAAGAGGUAAUAAUACUAUGAAAGAUCAGUGGAAAGACGCUAAGUACAUGUUGGAAUAGUCAGAUUAGAAUGGGCAAGUUCCACAUCUGCCCUGCCUGAGCAAAGGUUCAAAGACAGUAGUGAGAUUCAUAUGCAUUAGGGGAAACAAGUUUAAGUUGAGGUUUUGCACACCAGAGAAGUGAAAAUAAAAUUGGUUUAGUCCAAAUGGUAGAAGGCCUUCAAUGACAAGCUGAAGACUUUAGGAAUAUACUGCUUUCCCCUGGCUCUAUAUUCCAUUCUACAGUGUUGCUAAGUGAUGCAUUCCAGAGUUCUUGACUGUGAACUCCUGUGACUGCCAGUGGUGCACCUGAAGGACCACUGGCCUUUUUACACAAUGGCUAACAGCCGACUUUCUUGUACACAAAUUUGGGUUAAGAUGUAUGGGUAUUUUGCGAGGCUGUGUCAGCGCCUCUGGUAUUUCUGGUGUGUCACUGUGAAGGGCUUUUUUGUUAAGAAGAAGGAAAAACAAAUCCCUCCAGCUGAGGUUUAUUUUCAUAAAGGAAAAAUUGUUGUACUUGGCCAAAUGUUGAUGAAUGAAUCUCUACCCAUUGAGAAGAGAGCUCAAGCUGCCAAGGAAAUUGGACUGCUGGCCUUCACAGGAGGACCACCUGCUGGGAAAUUUGCAGCUGAGUACAUGAAAGAAGUGGCUCGCUUGCUGCAAGAUGAGGAGUUGGCACCACAUAUAAAGAUCCUGCUGCUCCAGAGUGUGGCAUGUUGGUGUUACUUAAACCCUCUCAGCCAGAAAAGAGCCAGAAGUCUGCAAUUUAUUCCUAUUCUCAUUAGUUUUUUAGAGGGCAGCUUUGAGUCUUCUACUGAAAGUGAAAUAAACAGCUACCUCCUCCUUAAAUUUUGGACUUGUUACGUUCUCUCUGUCAUGACAUGCAACAACUCGUCUUACGUCAAGGAGCUUAAAGACCACAAGAAUCUAAAAGAUUGUUUGCAAACAAUGGCUUCUAUGGAUUGGACUGGAUGGCCAGAGAACUUUGCACAGGUGCUGUAUUACCUAAUUGGUUUUCACAAGAAUUAGUUUCUCCAAACUCAGUUAUGUGUUACAGCUCUUUGUGCCAUUGUAUUAUCCUGGAAAACUGAAAUAAAUCAUAAAAAUCGA